CAGUGGUGACGUCAUCGGCCCCCGGAGAGCUCGCUCGAGCAUCUUCGCUGAAGACACUCGACUCGACAACAGAGCCAUUUUGACCGCUCCGGAGCGUGAGACAGCGGCCGUCCUCCGUCAUUCAUUCUCUCCGUGUCCUUCCUCCACCCUCCCCCCUUGUCUCCACUGUCAAACGCCUGGACAGUGGAGGGUGGGGCUGCCUGGACUCAACGAGACACCGCCGGUGUUGUAACCUCAGCUCUGCCCGGUUACAUGGAGAGGAGAGGCUGAGAGAGCACUUCCUCAGACCUGCUGCUGCUGCUGGAGGAGGAGGAGGAGGAGGAGGCGGAGGUGUCUCCGGAGCUGGAUAAAUAAAUAAAACGCAAAGGAGCGACACAGAGUCCCGACAGCAGGACGUUGAAUUGGCUCUGCAGAGACCUGCAGGUCCUACCCCGGGGCUCUGAAGAAAGCACCUGAGGGUGCGUGGAAGACAGCACCAUGUCAGGGGCUUCUGUGAAGGUGGCGGUGCGAGUCCGCCCUUUCAAUUCCAGGGAGAUGGGAUUCGAAAGCAAGUGCAUCAUCCAGAUGUCUGGAAACACCACCACCAUCGUCAACCCCAAACAGGCCAAAGACAACAAGAGCUUCAACUUUGAUUACUCCUACUGGUCCCACACCACGCCCGAGGACAUCAAUUAUGCCUCUCAGAUGCAAGUAUACAAAGACAUCGGCGAGGAAAUGCUGCUGCACGCCUUUGAGGGCUACAACGUCUGCAUCUUUGCGUAUGGGCAGACAGGUGCUGGCAAAUCUUACACCAUGAUGGGGAAGCAGGACGUUAAGGAUCAACAAGGAAUCAUUCCUCUGAUGUGUGAAGAUCUUUUCACUAAGUUUAAUGACAAUACAGACAACAGCAUGUCUUAUUCUGUGGAGGUCAGCUACAUGGAGAUCUACUGCGAACGAGUGCGGGAUCUGCUGAACCCCAAAAACAAAGGGCACCUGCGUGUGAGAGAACAUCCACUGAUGGGUCCCUACGUGGAGGACCUGUCCAAACUGGCUGUCACCUCCUACAAUGACAUCCAGGACCUGAUGGACUCCGGCAACAAGGCCAGGACCGUGGCGGCCACCAACAUGAACGAGACGAGCAGUCGCUCACACGCCGUCUUUAACAUCAUAUUCACGCAGAAACGCCACGACGCCGAGUCUGACAACACGUCUGAGAAGGUCAGUAAAAUAAGUUUGGUGGAUCUGGCCGGCAGCGAGAGGGCAGAUUCUACUGGAGCUAAAGGAACAAGGCUGAAGGAAGGAGCAAAUAUCAACAAAUCUCUCACUACUCUGGGGAAAGUCAUCUCUGCUUUGGCAGAAGUGGACUCUGGGCCGAAUAAGAAUAAAAAGAAGAAAAAAGUGGAAAGCUUCAUCCCCUACAGAGAUUCAGUCUUGACCUGGCUACUGAGAGAGAACUUAGGCGGUAAUUCUCGCACCGCGAUGGUCGCUGCUCUGAGUCCAGCAGAUGUCAACUACGACGAGACCCUCAGCACGCUCAGGUACGCGGACCGCGCCAAACAGAUUCGCUGCAACGCCGUCAUCAAUGAGGAUCCCAACAACAGAUUGGUGCGUGAGCUGAAGGAGGAGGUGGCUCGACUGAAAGACCUCAUCUUCGCCCAGGGCCUGGGUGACAUCAUUGAGACAUAUCGUGGGUCUGGUGCUGAGAUAGAGGGUUUGAAAUUGACCAAUGCCAUGACGGGGAUGAGUCCCUCUCCGUCUCUCACAGCCUUGUCCAGCCGCGCUGGAUCCAUCGCCAGUCUGCACGACCGCAUCAUGUUCAGCCCGGGCAGCGAAGAAGCCAUCGAGCGGCUGAAGGAAACAGAGAAAAUCAUUGCCGAACUCAAUGAAACCUGGGAAGAGAAACUUCGCCGGACAGAGGCCAUUAGAAUGGAAAGAGAGGCCUUGCUCGCUGAAAUGGGCGUUGCGAUACGAGAAGAUGGCGGAACAGUUGGUGUGUUCUCCCCUAAGAAGACGCCUCAUUUGGUGAACCUCAACGAGGAUCCUCUGAUGUCUGAGUGCCUCCUGUACUACAUCAAAGACGGAAUCACCAGGGUUGGUCGUUUAGACGCCAGCAGUCGCCAGGACAUCGUCCUCAGUGGCCACUUCAUCAAGGACGAGCACUGCACCUUUACCAGUUCUGAUGAUCCAACAGGAGAAACUGUUGUCCUGGAGCCUUGUGAAGGAGCUGAGACUUACGUCAACGGAAAGAGAGUGACUGAGCCCACUGUCCUCAGAUCAGGAAAUCGCAUCAUCCUGGGGAAGAGCCAUGUGUUCCGGUUCAACCACCCCGUGCAGGCUCGGGCCGAGCGGGAGAGGACACCCUGCGCCGAGACGCCUGCUGAGCCCGUGGACUGGGCCUUCGCCCAGAGGGAGCUGCUGGAUAAGCAGGGCAUUGACAUGAAGCAGGAAAUGGAGCAGAGGCUGCAGGAGCUGGAGGAUCAGUAUCGCAAAGAAAGGGAGGAGGCCAACAACCUGCUGGAACAGCAAAGACUGGAUUAUGAGAGCAAGCUGGAAGCUCUUCAGAAGCAAGUGGACCGUUAUUACCCAGAAGCUACAGAGGAAGAGGAGGAGCUAGAAGAAGAAGUGCAAUGGACAGAGAGGGAGCGGGAGCUCGCUGUGUGGAGCUUUCGCAAGUGGAGGUGCUACCAGUUCACCUCACUCCGUGACCUGUUGUGGGGAAACGCCAUCUUCCUCAAAGAGGCCAACGCCAUCAGCGUGGAACUCAAGAAGAAGGUCCAGUUCCAGUUUGUGCUGCUGACAGAUACUCUCUACUCGCCUCUGCCUCCCGACCUGCUGCCCCCAGAAGAAACUAAAGAGAGAGAAAAGAGACAAUUCCCACGCACCAUUGUGGCUGUGGAGGUGCAGGAUCAGAAAAAUGGAGCCACCCACUACUGGACAUUAGAAAAACUAAGGCAGAGGCUGGAUCUCAUGAGAGAGAUGUACGACCGUGCAGCGGAUGUGCCCAACACCACCAGCGGCACCAGCGGCACCACCGGCACCACCACCGCCACCAAGGAGGAGUCUGAAAAUGUGAUGACUGGAGGCGACCCCUUUUAUGACCGCUUUCCCUGGUUCCGUCUGGUCGGCAGAAACCCCAUUUUCAACACAUGCAUGAGCGAGCGCAUGAGUGACCCCACCCCGUCCCCGACUCUCUCCAACUCUGAGAUUACUGAGCUGGCUGACUCGCAGCAGGAGGGUCGAGGGGAGAAGGAGGAGUUGGAGGAGUUGGAGGACCUGGAUGAUGAUAUCUUUUUGGACGACCCGUGCUUGGAGCUCGGGGGAGAGGAGGAGGAGGAGGAGGAGGAGGAUGAGGAUGAUGAUGAUGAUGGUGAUGAUGAUGAUGAUGAUGAGGGAGAGCUCUGCCGAGGCUCCAGCGAAGGCCAGGAUCCCUUUUACGACCGCUCACCAUUAUUCAGUGUAGUGGGAAGGGCUUUUGUUUAUCUCAGUAACCUACUGUACCCGGUUCCCCUCGUCCACCGCGUGGCCAUCGUCAGCGAGAAGGGAGAAGUGAAGGGCUUCCUCCGCGUGGCGGUGCAGGCCAUAUCAGGUGCUUUGUGUUUCCCUCCAGCGGAUGAGGAAGCUCCCGACUACGGCUCGGGAGUGCGGCAGUCUGGCACUGCCAAGAUCUCAUUCGAGGAUCAACAAUAUGAAAAGUUCCAGUCUGAAUCCUGCUCUGUGGGACUGUCCCGGACAGGGAUUUCCCAGGAGGAGCUUCGUAUAGUGGAGGGCGAGGGUCAGAAUGCAGAAAUGGGACCCUCAGCUGAUGAGGUCAACAACAACACAUCUGGUGACGAGCCGGAGAAUCCGCUGAAGCCCGCUCAGGACGGCCAGCUCGAUGCUGUGGAGCAUCUCAGGAUUGGUGACGUCUUUACCUUCAGGGUCACCGUCCUGCAGGCGUCGAGCAUCCCUGCGGAAUACGCUGACAUCUUCUGUCAGUUCAACUUCAUCCACCGACAUGAUGAGGCUUUCUCGACAGAACCCCUAAAAAACACCGGCCGUGGGCCGCCUCUCGGCUUCUACCAUGUGCAGAAUAUUGCUGUUGAAGUCACUAAAUCCUUCGUUGACUACAUCAAGACUCAGCCAAUCGUGUUUGAGGUGUUUGGACACUACCAGAAACAGCCUUUCCUUCCUCUCUGUAAAGAUGUCAUCAGUCCGCUCCGUCCCUGCAGAAGACAGUUCCCCAGAGUGAUGCCUCUGUCCAAACCAGUGGACUCUGACGACUCACCAGAGCGGGAGAAAUCACUGGACCUCAUCCGAUACCUGGUCCCAGAUGUGUUCAAUGGGGCGCUGGUGGACUCGCUGUCGGGCCACGCCCUGUCUGCCGCCGGCAUGGCUGCAUCCUUCCUACUGGAAGCAAAUGAGCGAGCUCAGUUGACAGCCCCACCCACCUCUAUCUGUUCAGUUAUUAAAGCUCAGAAGCCGGUACCUGCCACCAAGCUGACAGCCAUGACUCGCCCGCAGGCAGGACCCUGCCACUCUAAAUAUGACCUCAUGGUGUUCUUCGAGAUCUGUGAGCUGGAGGCCACUGGAGACUACAUCCCUGCUGUGGUGGAUCACAGAGGAGGAAUGCCCUGCCACGGCACGUUCCUGCUGCACCAGGGCCUUCAGAGGAGAAUCGCUGUCACGAUUGUCCACGAAUCAGCAGGUGACAUGGACUGGAGGGACGUCCGUGAGCUUGUUGUGGGACGUCUCCGCAACACUCCUGAAUCUGACGAGACCAUCAUUGAUCCCAAUAUUCUCUCCCUCAACAUCUUGUCUGCUGGUUAUGUCCGGCCACUGCAAGACGACAGACAGUUUCUUGAUUCGGACAUGCCUAGCAUUUCCUUGGGAGUUGACCAUAGGACCUUCUUCCGCUUUGAGGCUGCGUGGGAUAGCUCCAUGCACAACUCUCUGCUUCUAAACCGAGUCACUCCAUAUGGGGAGAAAAUCUACAUGACCCUUUCAGCUUACCUUGAGAUGGAAAACUGCACUCAGCCUGCAGUCAUUACCAAAGAUGUCUGCAUGGUGUUUUACACCAGGGACACAAAGCUCUCCGCCUCACGCUCUAUUCGCAACCUUUUCGGCACCGGCAGCCUGAGAGCAGCUGAUGGAAACCGAGUAACUGGAGUUUAUGAGGUCAGCUUAUGUAACCUAGCGGAUGCAGGAAGCCCAGGUAUGCAGAGGAGACGCAGGCGGGUGCUGGACACCUCAGUGGCCUACGUCCGUGGUGAGGAGAACUUGGCCGGGUGGAGGCCUCGCAGUGACAGCCUCAUUCUGGACCACCAGUGGGAGCUGGAGAAACUCAGCCUCCUUCAAGAUGUGGAGAAGACAAAACAUUACCUCCUGCUGAGAGAGAAACUGGAGUCCACCCUGCUCAUGGGUCAGGAUUCUCUGCAGGCCUGCAGUGUCACUGAGGAGCUGAGUGAGUCUCCUCAGCUCGCUGAGGGUGACCAAGAGGUCAGCUUCAGCUCUGAGUUCACGACUGAUAGGCAGAGGGAGCUCGCAACCAAGUGUCUGCGGCUGCUCACUCACUCCUUCAACAGAGAAUAUGGCCAUGUGUGUGUCAGCGCCAGUGAAAGCAAGAUUUCAGAGAUGUCCAUCACAACACUAAAAGACUCCACUUCAAUCUCCUCUCUAAACACAAUUAUACCGUCUUCAACAUGCCCUUCGCUGGUUGAGGGUUGCUAUGACACCACUGAACUCAGGCCUCCCAUGCCUCGCUCUCGUGCCGUCAGCCCCGGUCCUGACUCACAGCAGGACUCCGAGGGCAAGAAGCCCAGUAAUGGAGCCUCUGAAGCCAAACCUCCCAUCCGCAGAUUUGUCCCCGACAUCCAGGAGAUUAGAGUCAGCCCCAUCGUGUCAAAGAAGGGUAACAUCCAUUUCUUGGAGCCACACACCAAUGGAUGGGUGAAGCGCUUCGUUGUGGUACGGCGGCCGUACGUCUACAUCUACAACACAGAAAGAGACGCUGUGGAGCGGGCUAUUCUCAAUCUCUCCUCAGCUCAGGUGGAGUACAGUGAGGACCAGCAGGCAAUGCUGAAGACCCCAUACACAUUUGCUGUGUGUACAGAACACCGUGGAAUUUUACUUCAAGCCGCUAACGACAAAGAGAUGCAUGACUGGCUGUACGCGUUUAAUCCUCUCCUCGCUGGAACUAUCAGGUCAAAGCUGUCAAGAAGACGAGCCGGACAGAUGAGGAUGUGAAACAACGCAAACCAAUUUCAAGAGGGUGAUCGCAAAAGACUUAAAUGUAAAUAGAUCCUUGUCCUUAUCGCUCCCCCUGUGCUGAGCCCCACCACCAUCACCAACAACAGUCUUUCCUGUGUGAGUUCUCAGUCUAUCACGCGUGUCCUCUUUGGCACCUAAAGCGCCCAUUUUGUGUCAGGCCUUUUGUCGCAGUGUGAGUCUCGUAGUCCGGAGAGCGUUUUCAAAAAAGCUGUCGCUGUCCUGCACUGUUCUGGAGUUUAUUCAUAACUGGGUUUUGAAGAAAAUGGAGGGAGUAGCAACAGUUUUCUUGUCUCAGAUUACAUACGUAUGGUAAUGUACUGUAGUUGUUGUCAGUGGCACAUCAAGCCUUAUACAUUUAUCUCUUUAAAAAAAUGAAUACAGUGACAUGAACCUGACUCAAAGGAUCACAUUUGCAUCAGUAAAUAAGCGUGCAACAUGCAGCUUCUUCUCUUCUCUACUCUACUGCUAUAUAUACAGUGUCUAAACAGGUUUGCAUCCAGCAUACAACAAGAAAAUGCACAAAAAAAGAAAAAAUGACAGUUGUGUAACUCUUUACAAUAUUUCCCUCUUCUUUCUGGCCUGUGAUUCCUCCUGACAUUGAGUAAUUUGCCUAAAACUACUUAGAAACUUUAGCACACACACACACACACAUACACAUAUACAGCGUGAAAAGAGAACGGCAUAUCAUCGUACACGUCAUGUUCUUGUGGCAUUUUGAUAAAUCCAUGUCAUUUUAGCUACUUGUAGGAGCAGUGUGGGUUUGUACAUUUACAUGUGAGUUACUAAUCUAAUAUCAUUCCAUCAAUA
This is a messenger RNA of Solea senegalensis (Senegalese sole), 7032 nucleotides long. RefSeq names its product kinesin family member 1Aa (gene kif1aa). The transcript is spliced from 52 exons. Gene Ontology annotation, biological process: microtubule-based movement. The record is from RefSeq and is a predicted model, not a curated record. NCBI's taxonomy places the organism in Eukaryota, Metazoa, Chordata, Actinopteri, Pleuronectiformes, Soleidae. The coding region runs from base 478 to 6201 and encodes 1907 amino acids. Gene Ontology annotation, molecular function: microtubule binding; microtubule motor activity; ATP binding.